Messenger RNA from Nicotiana tabacum (common tobacco), 1752 nucleotides. RefSeq lists its product as uncharacterized. The record is from RefSeq and is a predicted model, not a curated record. Lineage: Eukaryota; Viridiplantae; Streptophyta; Magnoliopsida; Solanales; Solanaceae.
GGCUAAGAAGCAUUAAUUAUAAAGGACUGAACUAAAAAGCUCAUGUAAGAGAAGAGAGUAAAAAGAAAGAAGAGAGGAACAGCCGCAAAGAAACCUCUCUUCUUUGAAUCUCUCUAAUACAGACGUUUGUACAAGAAUCCUCUUUUCUUCUCAUUUCGGCAUUUCCCUCGUACCUUUGUUUAUUGAGAGAAUUAAUUUAAUAUUUGAGACGUUUACCAUGAGCAGUCUUCGUGUUAAUUCAUUUCAUGAUUUUGUUCCUCCUUCAACCUCAGAACAAUCGUAUGAUGAUUCAGCUUUAGAAGGCGUUGCUGCCAAUUUUAAGUUAUUGCUAAAGCUAAUUCAAGAUCACAAAGAUGCUUGUAACAAAGGUAGCACCGAUGGCCUGAGAAUGUUGAGGGUGGCGACGAUGAUGACCAUUCUGGAUAAUGUUAGGACACGAAUUCAGAAAUGUCAAUCCUCUGGUGACAAGAGAUCGUUAGAAUGUAAACUAAGGCGUUGUUACACCGAUAUUAAGCUUACUAGCAAUGUGCCUAAGGACAAGAAGCAGCACGAGCCAAUGAUCGAUGAAAAAGAAAGAUUAAAGAGUCAGCUUAACGCGAGCUUGGUAGCACGGAAGAGCCUCGAGGUCAUGUGUUCAAGUUUAGGAAAAGAGAAAGAAAUUAUGGCAGCAGAGUUAUCAAAGAGUGUGCAUGAAUUGAAUGAAAUGGAGGAUCUUAUAAAUGAAUUAAGAGAGAAGAAUGAGUGUUUAGUGGAAAGAUUACAUGGAUGUGGCAUAGAGCAAAAAGAUAGGAACUAUAAUAGCAAUGGAGGAAAACAAGGGAAUGUUGCCAUUCAAGACAGGAAUAGGGCACUUUCUGAGCAACUACUCAGGUUACUUGAUGGAUAUCAAUCCAUGAAGAGGAAUUGGAAGAAUGCGUAUGAGGAUAACACAGCGAUGCGUUCAACCUUCGAGGAAAUAGGAGCUAAAAUUGAAUCCGGGCUCAACAGAAUCCACCGGUUAAGAGAGCGAAUCGCGUCGGAGAACAUGUCCUUGGUUGAUGUCCAAGAGGAGAUUGUAGAAUUGGAGCAUACGUUUGAAAGCUUUGAGAUGCUUGUUGCAAAACAUGGUCAAACGGAAUGUAUCAAAUCAAAAAGAGAGAUCAAUGGUGACAACUCUUCGGUUCUUGCUUGAAAAACUAGGGUAACAUAGAAUUUAGCAGACAGAACGAUCCAGAGUUCAAAUUUUGUUAUUCCAUUUUGAUGGAAAAUGGAAACCAACAAAAAUUAACUUUUUGUUACUCCUUCCGUUCCAGUUUAUGUAAACAUAUUUCCUUUUUGGUCCGUUUUAAAAAGAAUGACUCCUUUCUAUAUUUGGAAACAAUUUAGUUUAAACUCACAAUUCUACUCUGAUCAAAAGGUUUUAUAACCACACAAAUACUUUGGACCCCCCUUUUGACUUGUUUAAGACCACAAAUUUCAAAAGUUUUCAUUUUUUCUUAAACUCCGGGCCCAAUCAAAUAGAUUCACGUAAAUUGAAACGGAGGGAGUAAAAAUUAUUAUAAUGAAAGGAAUCAUGUAUAUUUUAUAAAAUGACUAUAAUACUGUAGAAUUUUGCUUUCAGUUCUGUAUUGUGCAGUAUCUGUUUUCCUGACUUAUGUGGGAAGCUAAAUGCUAAAGAUCUAGUGCCGGCCACCACCAGUCAAUGCCAUCAAUAAUUUGGAUUCAGUAUAUCAACUUUUAAGUUCUAUGUUAAUAUGGAAACACACAUUGAUA